Messenger RNA from Solanum tuberosum (potato), 606 nucleotides. RefSeq lists its product as uncharacterized. The transcript has a single exon. Lineage: Eukaryota; Viridiplantae; Streptophyta; Magnoliopsida; Solanales; Solanaceae. The record is from RefSeq and is a predicted model, not a curated record. Bases 1 to 606 code for a protein of 201 amino acids.
AUGGCCCCAAAUACCAGUGUCGUCAAUGCCGACAUCUCCGGUUCAAAAAUUAUUGUCCAAUUCAAUCUGGUUACUCAACUCCUCAUCAAACUUGCUGGUAGCCAUAACUUUUCGUUGUGGAAGGCUCAGUUGUCCAUGCUUAUGCGUGGACACAACCUCUUUGGUCAUCUUGAUGGAUCGAUCCCAAUCCCUUCAAAAACUAUCUCUAAAAACAAUCUCGAAGUAUCCAAUCCUGCCUAUGUUUUCUUGUUUCAACAAGAUCAGCUUAUACAAAAUGUUAUAUUGGCAACUGUGGAUGCGACCAUUGGUAGUACAGUCGCUUCUGCUCCAAAUGCCAAAGUUGCCCAGGAUGCCUUGCAUACUGCUAAUGCAAAUAAAUCUCAAACUUGUAUCUUUAGUCUUAGAGACCGUCUAGCCCGUCUCUCCAAAGACUCUCGUCUUGUUGCAGACUAUCUCCAUCAAGUUCGCUCUCUCUGUGAUGAACUUGCCACUGCUAGCUCCCCCAUCUCCAAUGAAGAAUUGGUUGUCAAGAUUCUCAUUGGUCUUGGGUCUGAAUUUCGAGAAAUCUCAGCCGCUAUCCGCUCGAGAUUCAGCUAUUCCCUAUGA